This is a messenger RNA of Lactuca saligna, 3273 nucleotides long. The record is from the annotation of a GenBank genome assembly. NCBI's taxonomy places the organism in Eukaryota, Viridiplantae, Streptophyta, Magnoliopsida, Asterales, Asteraceae.
AUGGGGAAUCAUAGGGGUUUGAGGCUCCAUCUCAGUUCUGUAUGUGCUUUUCUAUUUGCAGGAGCCACAUAUACUUCUACUUGUUUUGGUGAUGGAAAUACCAGUUUCACUAUUUGCUCUGAGAAAGAGAGACUUGCUCUUCUCAAGUUCAAAUACAGUGUUGAAGAUCCUUUUGGAAUGUUGUCAUCAUGGGUUGGCAAUGACUGUUGCAGGUGGGCAAGAAUCCAGUGUGACACUAUCACUGGAAAUGUGGAAAGCCUUUAUCUUAGAAGAGAUGAAGCCUACUUGUAUGGUAAUGAGGUGAAGUCUUCUUUGGCAGAGUUGAGGCAUCUCAAACACUUGGACUUGAGUUGGAAUGAUUUUCAAGGAAGUCGGAUCCCUGAGUUUAUUGGAUCCUUGAAACAGCUGACCUACCUCAAUCUCUCUCAUGCUGGAUUUGAUGGUAUUAUUCCUCCCCACAUUGGAAAUCUUUCUAAUUUAAAGGUUCUUGAUCUCAGUUCAAACUAUAAGCUGAUGGCUGAUGAUAUGGCUUGGACUUCUGGACUUUCCUCACUUGAGCAUCUCGUCUUGAGUUCGGUAGAUCUUGGAAGAGCACAAAACACGGGAAUGGUGUUUUACAUGAUUCCUUUGUUGAAAGAGUUAAGUUUGUCAGAUUGUGGACUUUCCAAUGCUAAUGUUGGUCCUUUUCUUAAUUCUAGUAGAAUACUUCCCAACAUAAAACACCUUGAUCUUGGCUUUAAUUCUUUCCAAGGUCCACUCCCCGGCUUUUUCCAAAACAUGUCAUCCCUAAAAUUCCUCGAUCUUUCUGAAUUUAAUCUUAGUUUGUCCUGGAACUUUGCAAACCUGCUAAACUUGAUCCCUUCUUUAUCAGAGCUGCAUUUGUCACGUUGUGGACUCGGUAAAGAACAUCUUUCUUCCCUUCGUCUCAAUUCCAGUACACUUUCUAACAUCCAACACCUGGUUCUUAGCGAAAAUUUAAUUGAAGGAACAUUUCCAUAUGUUUUCACAAACAUGAGUUCCUUAGGAGUCCUUGACCUCUCACGAAACAUGCUGAAAUCAUUUGUUCCUAUUAUGCCUAACCUUCUAGAUCUCGAUCUUUCUCAUAACCAGUUUAAGCAGAUUGAGGAUCUUGGAAUCUGGAGACAGUGUCACCUAAAACAAUUGCAUGCAUCAGGUAAUGAUUUUCAAAUUGAAAUGAUUGACUCACCAAAAAACUUAUCAGAAUGCUCCCAAUAUGCUUUGGAAUGGUUGGAUUUAAGUUUAUCUCCAAAUGGAACAAUUCCAGAACCACUUGGAAGACUAGCUAAUUUAAGAGGGAUAGAUCUAUCAAGCAGCAGGUUGAUAGGCCCAAUCCCUGAGUCUGUAGGAAGAUUAAGAUAUUUACAAGUGUUAGAUCUAUCUGAAAACCAGCUAAGUGGUCCCAUUCCUACAUUCCUUGGGAAUCUUUCCAUACUUGACCUUUCUUUUAAUCAGUUGAACAGUUCAAUUCCAGAAUCCUUUGGAAACCUCGCAGCUUUAUCAUAUUUGGAUCUAAGUUUCAAUCAGUUAACGGGCCCCAUCCCUGCAUCUCUAGGAAGACUUGUUUCAUUACGAGCAAUUUUGUUGGGUUCAAAUUUCUUGAAUGGGACUAUUCCAGUUUCAUUUGGGCAACUUUCUAAACUCCGUUCUCUAAAUUUAUAUAACAAUUCUUUAGAAGGAGUAGUUUCUGAAGCCCAUUUUGCUAACCUUUCAAUGUUGGAAGCCUUGGAUGCUUCUUUUAACCCCAAGUUGACGUUUAAUGUUUCAUGUGACUGGAUACCUCCAUUCCAAUUGGCAGAUCUUAGACUCAGUUCUUGCGCUAUUGGAACUGAAUUUCCGCAGUGGCUUCGAAGUCAAAGGAAUCUUGAUGCGUUGGACUUGUCCAAUGCUACAAUUUCGGGACCUCUACCCAGAUGGUUGCGGAAGAUACCCAUCAUUCGCUACUUAGAUCUCUCUCACAACAAACUCAGUGGGCCUUUGACAAACCUUCCUAAUGGGGAAACAUAUCGUCGGUAUGGUUAUGUACCGUUAUUAUUACUCGAAAACAACUUUUUCAAUGAAUCGAUUCCAAGGUCAAUAUGCAGAAGGACAAAUUUGAAAUUUCUUGAUCUUUCCAGAAAUAGGUUAACCGGUAAAGUUCCAAAGUGUCUUGAGAAUCUGCAUAUGUUGCUUACCAUGAUACUUGGCUCAAAUCAGUUGUCUGGUGACAUUCCAAGUUUUGUAGGUCUUAAUUCGUUACAAACAUUAAAACUGAAUGACAACAACUUUGUUGGUGAACCUCCUCGAGCAUUAGGGAAUUUACAAUAUUUAGGUAUCCUAGACGUGGGGGAUAAUAAAUUGUCUGGAAAUGUACCGGAAUGGAUCGGAGAACAGCUUACAUAUUUGAUAGUUUUGAGGUUACAUAGAAAUAACUUCACUGGAAAUAUUCCAGAGUCUUUGUGCAAAGCUGUAAAUCUUCACAUUUUGGAUGUUGCACACAACUACUUACAAGGAACCAUCCCUAGUUGUUUAAGAGAGUUGAUUGCCAUGGUUAAUAGCAAUUUUGGGGUGAUUGAUGACUCUCCGGCUUAUGAGAUGGAAGUUGAUGACUAUGAGGAGUAUGUUGAUCAGGUCGUGAAAGGUGUUGAUCUUGAAUAUACAAAAACUUGGAGAAUGGUUUAUAACAUGGACCUUUCAAGCAAUCAACUUGUUGGAGAAAUACCUGUUGAGUUAACUGCACUUUCCAAUUUGGUGGGUCUCAAUUUGUCUAAUAAUCAUCUCAGUGGGCUUAUUCCAAACAACAUUGGUAGCAUGAUGAAGUUAGAAUCUCUUGAUUUAUCCGGAAACGAGCUGACUGGAGGAAUCCCUCCAAGCAUGGCAGCUCUAACCUUUUUGAGCCGUUUGAAUUUGUCACAUAACAACUUGUCAGGACGAAUUCCAACAGGAAGGCAACUGCAGACCUUGAUUGAUCCAUCAAUAUAUGAAGGGAACAAAGAUCUGUGUGGACCUCCAUUUCCUAACAAGUGCUCAAAUCCAAGAGAAGACCCAACAACAACAACCACAAGAAAGAAGAAACACAAAACAGCUGAUGAGAAGAGCAAGGUAUGGUUGUUUUACAUGGACAUAACGAGUGGAUUUGCAACAGGGUUUUGGGGUGUUAUUGGACUUCUGUUGCUCAAGAAGCAUUGGAGACAGAAGCUUUUCAUUUUUUCUGAGGAAAUGAUGGACAAGAUAUAUGUUGCAGUAAUGGUAAGAGUUGCCAAGAUCAAGAGAUGA